AUGGCCUCAAGUGAGGGCAACACUCAGACAUACAAGAUGACCUCUUUGGACAGCGACAUCAACCAGCACUUCCAGGAUGCAAUUGAUGUGAUUCAACAGCAUUCAAAUAAUUCAUAUUAUGAUUCAGAGUACACAUACUACGAGACUCUGGGUACGCAGCAGCCAUCGCUGCAGUGUCAGAUCUCCUGCUGCCUCGUCACACACCAGUCUGAUGUACCAGCACCGGGAUACGACUGGAAUGACAUGGCACAGCAGUCUUGGCCUCAGGUCAUCCCUGAUGUCUCUUUGGGUCGUUCUGUGCAAAAUGAGUCGUCUCAUUUCUACCCGAUUUUACCGCCACCGAGGAACAGCAAAGGUCGUAAGAAGCUCAGACUUUAUGAAUACCUCCACGAGGCUCUGAAUGACCCCAACAUGGGCGACUCAAUCCAGUGGACAGACAGCGGCAGCGGCACCUUCCACUUCAUCUCCAAGAACAAAGAGAAGCUGGCCGAGUGCUGGGGCCAACGCAAGGGCAACCGCAAGACCAUGACCUAUCAGAAGAUGGCGAGAGCUCUGAGAAACUACAGCCGCACCGGUGAGAUCAUCAAAGUGCGCCGCAAACUCACCUACCAGUUCAACCCAGACAUCCUGCACAGGCUCGGCUCCGGGCAGGUGUCCGUGCACCUGCCCUACCGCCCUGCGCAGGAGGAGGCGCACACCCGGCAGCCAAGCCCAGCUGAGCAGAGCUACUGCGGCUCUGCAGCGACGGACUGGAACAGCUGGUACGAACACUACCAGCUGCACGAAGACUACAAUCUGGCCUCCAGCUUCACAUCACACAGCACAAACAAACUGUGAGCGGGAGGAUGGUUUGAUCACAGAGGGGGGAAAUCCCCUUAUUGAGAGCAGACUUUUUGCUCUCAAACUUCCUGAGUCCACAUUCAGUCCCUACAUGUCAUCACAAGUUGCAGUGGGACUAAUAAUGUCACAAAACAGUAACAUCUUUCAGUUUACAGAUGUUUAAAUGCUCUUUAUUUUAGCAUCAUGUGAGAGGAGUGAUACAGGGAAUUAAUUUUGUAAAUACUCAAAAUACGAGUGCGUCUCUUCUUUUAGAAAAUUACCUACCAUUUGUUUUUUAAAAUUGCCUGAAUCUAACUAAUAAAUGAGGAUUAUGAGGAUUUAAAUAGACAUAUUAAGUGAACAAUAUACCUAUAUUUAUAUUGCAGCUAAUGCCGGCACAUUUUAACUCAUAUUGUGGACUUAAGAGGUUGAUCUCACCAGUCAACACGAGAGUCUAAUUUUCAGAGCUUUUCAAAGACUAGGUCCAUAUGCAGACAGUGAAUGUUAUUACAUGUGAAAUUUGACUAUCUGGGCCACACAAAGUGACAGUUUUUGCAGAAUCAUAUCCUGCCAGUCAAACGUAACACUGCAAAUUAAAUGUAAAUACUUUAAAACUGAACAAAAAAAAAAAUCUCUUAAAUAGAAAACCCUUAGAUUUAUAUGAUAACACUCUGGCUGUAACUAACAAAUCCAUCUUUUACACACCUUUAAUUAACUAAUACAGUUAUAUUCAGCAUAAAGCUAAUGCUAGCAUCAAUGCUAACACAUAUUGUGGACUUAACAGGUGAACAUUUCUAGUCAGCACACCUGCAUCUAUUUAAGCACUAAUUAAGAGUCUAAUUAACAGGAGCUUCUCGGAGACUGGGUGCAUAUUCAGUCGAUGAAUGUUAUUACAUGUCAUAAUUUAAUGAUUUGGGACACAAAAGUGACCCCCAUUCAAAUGUAUCACUGUAAAUUAAUUGUAAAUACUUUUAAACUACAAAACAUGCACAAGAAAAUUCUCUAAUUUCAUUACGCAAAGUGGUUUCUUACCAAACCCUUUGAUUUAAAUGAUAAUUCUCUACACAGGUACAUUUGAUAUGCAGCUGUAUGCACCAGUAUAUUGUAGACUUAACAAGACUUUUCCAGUCAGCACUACUAGCUCUAGAAAGGGACAUCUGAGGGGCCACCGUAGUUCUCCUACACGCUUGGCACAUGGCAGAAGUUGCAGUUGGUUGCAAUCUGUAAA
Molecule: messenger RNA, 2047 nt
Organism: Epinephelus moara (kelp grouper)
Lineage: Eukaryota; Metazoa; Chordata; Actinopteri; Perciformes; Serranidae
Gene: spic
Product: Spi-C transcription factor (Spi-1/PU.1 related)
Exons: 5
Coding region: 1-837 (278 amino acids)
Biological process (GO): regulation of transcription by RNA polymerase II; cell differentiation
Cellular component (GO): nucleus
Molecular function (GO): DNA-binding transcription factor activity, RNA polymerase II-specific; sequence-specific DNA binding
Source: RefSeq, a predicted model, not a curated record